GUUAAUGGGUUAAUGUGUAAAUAAAAACAAACUUUCUAAAUUCAUAAAAAAUUUUUUUUUUUAAGAUAAACAAUAGGUACAUUUAGAAGUGUAGAAAUAUUUCAAACUUGCAAUGAAUUGCAUUAUUGCAUCUCUAAGGAGACUCACAGUACGUGGGAAACCAAAAUUACUGCAAUGUAAUCCAAAACGGACAAUUUUUAUGCGAGCCCUUUCACAAAGUGUGGUUACGGCGAAUACUGAAAUGAAAACAAGUAAAAAUGAUUUUCCUCAUAAAAUGAAAAUGCGUGGGUGGCAUAUUCAUUCGUACGGAGAUUUGGACGAAUUAACCUACAGCGACAACAUCAGAAUACCGCAAAUUAAGCAUGCAACGGAAGUUUUGAUUCGCAUCAAAGCUGUUUCCGUGAAUCCAAUUGAUGUUGCCAUUAUUGGUGGAUAUGGAGCAACUCUCCUUAACGUCAUGCGUAUGACUGAUAUAGAAUUUCCUCUAAUCGUCGGGAGGGACUUUGUCGGUGAGAUCAUAUACCGGGGAAUUGGUGUUCCGAAAAAUCUUAAACUCGGCGAUACGGUUUGGGGUGUUAUCGCACCUCAUAGUUCAGGAUGUCACUGCGAGUAUGUUGUACAAGAUUCAUCAUUGAUAACACAUAAGCCGCAUUCGCUUAGCAAUAUUGAAGCAAGUGGAAUUCUAUAUUGUGGCCUAACAGCAUGGUCUGGCUUGUUUCUGUCUGGAAAUCUCGGGAAUGAAUGCCGUACCCUGCGGCAGCAGCAAUAUCCCAAUGAGAAGCGUGUUCUUAUCUUGGGUGCUUCUGGUGGUGUGGGAACCAUGGCUGUACAAAUUGCAAAAAAUGAGAAAGCCACGGUUUUUGCAACUGCUGCCAGUGAUGCCACCGAAAUGCUAUCACAUUUGGGUGCUGAUUGUGUGAUUGACUACAAAAAUGAGAAUUUCCUCAAAGAGAUUCACAGCAACGGACCCUAUGACAUAAUUCUCGACUGUGCCGGAUACGGCCCGAAAUUUGUCUCCAAGAUUGAGUGUGACUUUGGAAGUUAUGUAACAUUCAGUUCACCACUUCUGAGGAACAUUGACACAUAUGGAUUUGUUAGUGGUAACAUCCAGAAUGCCAUGUCAUUGAUUGAGGAUAACAGCCUUACCAUAUCCAAAAAGGGACGUGGAUUUGUUAAAUGGGGAUAUUUUGUUGCAAUGCAAAGAGGAAUUGAGUAUUUGAAGAAAAUGGCUGAUCAAGGAAAGCUCAAAUGUGUUAUUGAUUCAGUAUAUGGAUUUGAUAAUGCAAUGGAAGCUUAUCAGAAGGUUAAAGAUGGUCACUUAAGAGGAAAAAUUAUUAUGGACUUAUCUUAAAUACCACAAAUCUAAAAAAAAAGAGGAGUAAAAUCACCAUAAAAUGGAAUCUUCAUCUACCUCACAACAUAAACCGAGCAAGAAUUUUUGCAGUUUCUGGUGUUCUAAUAAGGCACCAUUCCAUCUCGAAGAAAUCGACAACGAAAGAAGAAAA
Messenger RNA from Lutzomyia longipalpis, 1505 nucleotides. Its product is annotated as reticulon-4-interacting protein 1, mitochondrial. The transcript has 5 exons. NCBI's taxonomy places the organism in Eukaryota, Metazoa, Arthropoda, Insecta, Diptera, Psychodidae. Gene Ontology annotation, molecular function: oxidoreductase activity. The record is from RefSeq and is a predicted model, not a curated record. Bases 113 to 1351 code for a protein of 412 amino acids. Gene Ontology annotation, cellular component: mitochondrion.